Messenger RNA from Paramecium sonneborni, 5137 nucleotides. The record is from the annotation of a GenBank genome assembly. Lineage: Eukaryota; Ciliophora; Oligohymenophorea; Peniculida; Parameciidae.
AUGUAAAAAAUAAAAAAUAAUCUUAGCAAACUAUUAAACGAUGAAAGCGUUUGCUUUGAUUAAUCAUACUCUUUUAUAUUGUUUGUUCGGAUGUUUUAAUUUCUUUAAUAUCUUGCAAUAACCCUACAAGAAAUAAAUGAUAACAAUAAUUUGAAAGAUGGACACUUUUCAAUUUUUUUUUAAAUUCUCAAACUAUCUAUUUUAGACAUAGACUUGCUGCCUGAUUAUAUUGGAUAUAUUACUACUUUUUUUAACUUUAUAGUUUUUCUCUUAUUCAUACUUUAAAUAGUUUAUUUGAAAAGAACUUUGCAAAAUUUGAUGAGAAUUUUAAAUGGAUAUUUAGCACUUUUACCUUAAAUUAUGUGUUUUUUAUUUGUUUCAUCAACUUUUCGCUCCUUUUUAUUGAACUCAGAAACUCAUAUUGUAAUAUAUAUUUGGGGAAUAUUUGAUGUUUGUUUAAUAUUUUCAUUAUCUUUAAUGUCAUGUAUUUUAUUUAGAAAUAUUAAUUUUAAUUAAUCAACCUAUACAAGAGAUUAAAGUAUAAUGAAGAUAGUAUCCUAAAUAUUUUAAUUUGCAACUUAAAUUUUAUAUUUCUAUCAUGAUUAAGAAGAAAUAUUAAUAUUAAAGUAACUUUCGGCUUUGAUGUGGAUAGGAUUAGAGUAAAUUGAUAUUUAUUUAUACAUGCCUUAUAGUUUGUAUGAUAGCAAAUUAAUUUUUACAUUAAAUUAAAUCAAAUUUGGAUGUAAUCUAAUUAAUUUGAUUCUGAAUAAUUUAUCCUAAAUAAUUGAGACAACAUUUUCUCAGUAUAUUUAUUACUUUAUUUUUUCAUCUAUGUGUUUUUAUUUAGGAGAAACAUUUUAUUAAAGAUUAUUUUAUGCAAAGGGAUUGGAUACUUUUACUAAAUCAAGUGAAAAAGAUCAUCAUUUGUAAAUUAAAGUACUAAGGUAGUUUUAAAUUUAAGCUGAGUCUCAAUUAACACAAACUGAAAAACUUCUUUAGAUUGGAAUGGUUAAUUAACACAUAAUACAUUGUAAUCGGAAAUGUCAAGUAAAUAAAUUUCUAAUUUAAUAGUCAUACGACAGUUCAGAUGUUAUUCGGUGUAUUGUAAAUUAUUAAGUUUUGAACAAAGAAGAUGAACAUCUUUUUUUGUUUAAAGUUAGAUAUUUAGGAUUUUAAAAUAAAUAAUAUUCAUAAAGCUUAGCAAGACUGAAACAUUAUUAAAUAAAAUAUAAACCAGAAUUGUCUUGGUAUUUUAAUUUAAUUUAAAUUGAUAUCUCAAAUAAAUUAAGGCAGGAAAUACUUAAAUAAUAAUCCUAAAAGAUUUUGAUUCAAGAUAAUUAGAGUGCAAAUUUAACUUCUGAAAAUUUAGUACAUUUAGAUAUUUAAUCAGAUAAAUUGAUUUUAAAUCUAAGAAGAACUUUAUCAGCAAAAUUGGAUAUUUGGAGAAAGUAGCUUAAAGGUUUUAAAACAAUAAGAUAAUUACAAAUAGAAUUGAUUAAGCUAGCAGAAGAAUUAGAAAAAUUAAGAAGAAAAUUCAAACUUAUUAUAAAUAAAGAUGUAUAUGAAGUGAAUAUAUCUUAAGUAAACAAUUUAUACCACUUAAGAAUGUUAUCAUUAUAUUAUUCUAUUAUAAUGAAUGAUUAACUUCAUUCAUUUUUAUGUGAAAAGUAGUAUUAUUUAAUAUAUUGUUAUGAAUAAACCCUUUAACAAGAUUAGUUAAAUUCAAUAGCUCUUGUGCAUGAUAAAGUAGCUAUAGUUACAGUAAGUUUAGUAAAAAGUCUAGGAUCAAUUUUGAAUUCUAAUAAACAAUAAUUAGGACAUAUAUUCAAUUAUAAAAAAGUAGAGGAAUUUCAAAAUAUCAUUCACUUAAAUUAAUUAAUGCCUGAUUUUAUAUCCUCUAAACAUAAUGAAAUGCUAACUAAUUUUUUAAUUAAAGGUGAUUCUCCUUUCUUUUAAGAAUUUAGGAUGAUUUUUGGAAAAUCAAAAUAAAAUUUUAUUUUUCCUUUGUAAUUGAAACUUGCAAAUGAUUUUAGUUAUAUUGAUGAUUAUGUAAUUAAAGGUAUUUUUUUUUCAGGAGGCAAAAGAUAUGAUUAUAUUUUAUUUGAUAAAAAUGGAAGAGUCUUAGGAAUAACAAAAGAAAUUUAUAGGGAUUUAUUUACAGAUCACUAUGAAUAAUCAAUAGAUAUAAAUUCUUUAUAUAACUUCUGUUUUUUAUAUUACUUCAUUCCAGAUUUAUUUGAAAUUGUUAAAAGAUGCUAUUAAAGAUAAAAAGAUUAAUAAGAAAAUGUUAAUCUAUAAGAGGAUACAAUUUUUAUAUUGCAAACAAAUAUAAAAGAUUUUCAUGAAAAUUUUUAAUAAUAAAUGAAAUAUCAUCUUAGAGAUUUAUAUUGUAUUUGGAAUAUAAAAAAGAAAUAAUCAUUAUCAAGUAAAUGAUAACAUUAAUUAAAAUAGUAAGAUAAAGUACUGCAUCAAACCCAAAAGAUUCAAAUUAAUUUAUAGAAAUAAACUUAUUAAAUGAUGAAUAUGCUAAAUUUGCAUCUGAAUUUAUAAAUUAGAAUGUAUAAAUCAAUCAUAAUUUCUCUUAGAUCACACAAUAAAAAACAUGUUUUAUAAGAUUUUCUUUAUUUUAUUAAAGAAAUAGUCCAGAUGGAUUUUUUAUAAUGCAAAUAUCAGAUUAUCGAAAACAUGAUUUAGGUGAUAUUGCUACUGAAUUAUUUGCUUUAUAAGAUAUUGAUUCAACAAUGAAAAAAUCAACUUUGAGGCAUCUUAAAGGUAUUAAUUAAUUUGACAUUAGAUUUUAUUGUUUCAAAAAGAAGAUAUGGUGAUUAACGUGCUUUAUAAAGUGUUUUUAGUAAAAGAAAAAUGUAUUCAAAAUAAUUAGUAUCAAUGAAUUAGUCUGAAAUAUUAAUGACUCAAUAACUGUCAUCUACAAAUUUUACACCAAAGGCUUGUUUUAUUAAACCUGAAAUAGCUCUUAAUUCUGAAAUGGAAUCUGUUUAAGAAGUUAGAAAUUCAAGUUCAGAAGAAUCUCAAUUUCUAGACAAUUUUAUGUCUGAAGAAGACUCAAAAAAGCAAAAUUAAUAAUAAUAAAAAAAGAUAAAAUCAUUUAGUAAAACCAAUAAUUUUUCAGAUCCUGAACAAAAUCCAAAUAAAUCUCAAAAUUCAAGCGGACUUUCUAAAGUAUCUAAUAAUUAGUCUUAUUUCUUUUAAAUAGUAUUUAAACAAAAAUCUUAACUUCCUAAAAGCAUACUUAUUCUAUGGUUUAUUGUCUAUAGUGUCAAUCUCAUCAGCAUUGGAGGAUUUGGAUAUACAAACUAUCAUCUUGUAUCUAAUUAUAAGUAAUCAUAAAUAUAAGCUUAAUAAUUUAUGGGACCAUUAAGAUUUAACAGAUAUUUUUGUAAGACUCUAUCAAUUAGUUGGAUAUUUAUCUUAAAUAAAUAUGAUAUUUUAAAUAAUAGUUAAUACUUAAUAUAGUAAAGCAUAUAUCAAUCAUCACUUUUAAAUUAAUUUGUGUUUACAAAUUUAACAUAAUUGUAUCCGAUAUUUAUUUAAAUGGAAUCUGAUGGAAAAUUAGAGAAUAUUACCUUACAAUAUUAAGUCAAUAAUAUUGAGUAAGUAGAAUUCACAAGAUUAUUAUAUUUUUUGGAAGAAGUUAUUCAUUAUUUAGUUUAGAUAAGCACUUAUGAUUACAGCAAUUAUAAAGAAUAUAUUAAUCGAUAAUUUAUAGAUAAAAUGUUUUUAAUUGAAUAAAAUUUACCAGAAAUAAUUGAUAUUAACUCAAAUUUACUUUCAAAAUUAAAAGAUAAUUCUGCUUCCCUUUAAUAAUUUGAAAGUUCUGUUUUUGUUAUUGAACAUUUGAUUCACACUGCAAUUAUCUUUCUUAUUAUGUUAGUGCAAUUGGUAUAAUGGAAUAAUAUUGAAUAAUAAAAUAGAAAUUUAGCAUUGCUAGUAGGAAGAGUAAAAGAUAGCGAAAUUGAAACUGAAAUCUGUAAAUAUUUAUUAUUAUUUUUAAGUAAGAGCACAUUUAGUUUAUAUUGCACUUAAUUUUUAGGGUGGAGAAGAUUCUUGGAAACGGUUUAAUUAUUAUAAUUUUGGAUUUUAAUAAGACUCCUAACUCUAUUAUCCAAAAUAAAAGUUAGGUUUAAGUUAAAAAUUGUAAAUAGUGUAAACUAACUAAAAAAAUAUAAGAAAUUUCUAAACUAAAAUAAAUCUUUUUUCUCAUCUUUUAAAAAUAUUAGCAUUUAUUACUAUAUAUUAAAUUUAUAUAUGGGGUGGAUAUGCAAUUUUUAAUAGUUAACAAAAUAGACUUCAACCUUUGAGUAAUCUUUUAAAUGAUUUUGCAUUAUUUAGUUCUAAAUUAGACAAUUUAGCAAGUUCUGCUCUAAUUACAAAAACUAAACCAAUUUUAUUUGAGAAAUUAAAGUCUUUAAAUAUUUAUUUAGAGAACGAAUUGAUAGAUGAAGAAAAAAUUACAAAAUUAUUUGAUGAUUUCUAUACUGAAGUUAAUUAAUAAUUUGUAGAAUUAUAUGAAAAAAUAAUAAAAGAUCUUUCUUUAGAAUAUUCUUAAGAAGAAGUUGAAGGAUUGUUAAGUUCUGAUAUUUGUAAGUAUUUAACUAACUAUCUUCCUUUUUGUUAAUUAAAAAUAACAUAAAAUCUUGAAGAGUUUAUAAAAAAGUAUGGUACUUUUCAAGAUGAAGAUGAUAAUGUAGAGUUUUUGGGUCAUGGUAUACUUACAUUAGUAACAACAAUAUAGUAAUUUUAUUAAUAAAAUUAUGCUUAUGAAAUUUAAAAUGCAAAUUAUGUUAAUAAUAUUUCAGAAAUAUAAUUAUUGAUAACUAGUUCUGAGUUUAAUGUGAUAGUUUUGUCUCAUUUUAGAGAUACUUAUUAUUGUUUUAUAAGAUUUUUAGAAUUAGUUGAUGGAAAUAUAUCAAUGAUAAAAGAGAAAGAUCUCGAAAUAUUGUUAUUAUAUUAUAAUAUAAUAAUAGUGAUUUAUAUGAUUUUAUUUCAGAUUUAUUAUUCAUUUUGGAUAAAUCGGAAUGUCAAAGAAAUGAGAAACAUCAAACUUGCAUUAAUAGCAAUUCCACAUUUUUAAUUAACAAGUGAUCCUGUGAUUAACAUUUUGAAAAGAUAUUAAUGA